AUUUUUUUAACUUUAACAAUUUAAAAAUAAUCCAGAUAGCAAUCUGACGUAAUUCUAUGUCAGCUUGUUACCUAGCUAGAAAUAGAUUAGAUAAGAAUUUUUUUUAAUUUUUUGUUAUAAUUACAUAUUUCUUGAGUCUUACAAUUAGUAAGAGUGAACCAAUACCUUUUGACACAUUAAUAUAGAUUUGUAAAUAAUUGCCAAAAAAUCUUUCCUAAUAUUUAAAAAAAAUUUAAGAAACAUUUAAGUAUAAUAUCAAAGAAUUAAGUUUCAAGUAACAGAAAAAGAGAAAACUCUUCGUUUCUUUCCAAAAAAAAAACCUAAAAAAGGUACAAAAAUAAAAACUAUAUAAUAGCAAGAUCCCUUUAAAAGCUGUGCUUUGAGCGAUUCUGUUGUCUAAUCGGAGUCACCUUUUAAACUGAAAGAGUUUUCCAUGCGUAAAUCAUUCUCUUAAAAAAUUCACACAUUCUUAUUUCUUAUUUAAAAUAUGUUUGUAAUCGAUGCUGAUCGAUAAGGACUAUUAAGUCCGCAUGGAAGGCAAAAUGAUGAGAGGCAGGUGGGAUCAGGCGGGCGGAACCGAUAGAAAACGAGUUUCCUUAAUGAGGUUUCUCUCGCGAAGGGUCUCCCACCUUUCCAUCCUUGAUAUAUCAGUCAAACGCAGUCAAACAGUCAUCCAACAUAGUAUAUGUUCUGUACAGUCAUCACGCGGCGGGCGGCAGUCGCGCGUGUCGCAUAACUCGUCGUUGCGUCAAUUCUUUAUCAUUUGCCGAGGCGUCGAGCGGGAAUCGACGAGCAUAUCUCGAGAUCAUUUCCUGACCGCCGCACAGCGGCGAUGACGGACGACCGGGACGACGCGUCUGUCUAUUCGUGCCGCGAAGUCCGCCUGCGUCUGCCACGUACGACGUGCGACGAGGUUAGAAUUGAGGUUAAGUCGUCGUGAGGGAGGCCGGCGCGAAACAUGGUCCUCUCGCGAAGAUGAGGCGUAACGUGAUCAGCCUGGUCAAGUUCCUCCUCCUGGCGGCAUUCACCGUGUUCCUGACCGUCGUGGUGUUCCGCUACGCGCGAUCGCCACCCAGCCAUCGGAUCUCAACGUCGCUCGACACCCUGGCGACUGUCGCCGUCGACCUUAGGGAUGACGGCAAUCGAGGAAACGAGGAACGUUCGCAUCAGGAUAUGGACAAAAUCGAUUGGCAUGAUUAUAAGAAGAUUGAAGAAGAGGAGAGACGAACGGGGAUGGGAGAACACGGCAGACCAGCUUUUCUUUCCCCAUCUCUCGAUGUGCGAAAAGAAAAAUUGUAUCAAGUAAAUGGAUUCAAUGCAGCUCUCAGCGAUGAGAUCUCAGUGAAUCGUUCAGUGCCUGACAUUCGCCAUUCAGAUUGUAAGAAGAAACAAUACUUGAAAAACUUGGAUCCCGUUUCUGUGAUAGUGUCCUUCCACAACGAGCACUUCAGCACGCUGCUGCGAACUUGCUGGAGCGUGGUUAACCGCUCGCCGCCUUCGCUUUUAGAAGAAAUAAUAUUGGUCGACGAUGCCAGCACGAAAAUCGAAUUAAAAAAGAAGUUAGACGAUUAUGUUGCCCAACACUUGCCGAAGGUGUUAAUCGUGCGAUUGCCAAAACGUUCGGGAUUAAUCAGGGGCCGACUCGCGGGCGCGAAGAAGGCGAGAGCGAAGGUUCUUGUGUUCCUGGACUCGCACAGCGAAGCUAAUGUAAAUUGGUUGCCACCGUUAUUAGAACCCAUCGCGCGAGAUUACAAAACCUGUGUUUGUCCGUUCAUUGAUGUGAUAGCUUACGAGACUUUUGAAUAUAGGGCGCAAGACGAAGGCGCUCGAGGGGCGUUCGACUGGGAGUUAUAUUACAAACGGCUUCCCUUGCUCCCGGAAGACCUGAAGAGACCUGCAGAGCCAUUCAAGAGUCCCAUAAUGGCGGGCGGUCUAUUUGCGAUCAGCACCAAAUUCUUCUGGGAAUUGGGUGGUUACGAUCCAGGCUUAGAUAUAUGGGGUGGCGAGCAAUACGAGCUGUCUUUCAAGAUCUGGCAAUGCGGCGGUCAAAUGUACGAUGCGCCAUGUUCCAGAGUCGGUCAUAUCUAUCGUAAAUUUCCACCGUUUCCUAAUCCUGGCCGCGGCGAUUUUUUGGGGAAGAACUACAAGAGAGUCGCCGAGGUAUGGAUGGAUGAGUACGCGGAAUAUAUCUACAAGAGGCGACCGCAUUUACGGACAUUGGAUCCGGGUGAUUUAUCGGAGCAGAAGGCCUUGCGCACGAAAUUACACUGUAAAUCGUUUAAUUGGUUCAUGAAGAAUAUAGCUUUCGAUCUGGUGGAAGUGUAUCCGCCCAUUGAGCCGGACGACUUCGCUUUCGGAGAGAUCAGGAACAUGGGCGCGACUGAACUAUGUUUGGACUCGAAGAAACGGAAGAGAGACGAGGUUGUCGUGAUGGACAUCUGCAUGAAAGACGACCCGAAAAUGUCGGGUGAGCAGGAGUUCCGGCUGACUUGGCAUAAAGACAUCAGACCAAAAGAUCGCACAGAUUGUUUGGACGUGUCCAGAGGCGAGGAGAAAGCACCGGUAAGCCUGUAUCCCUGUCACGGAAAACAGGGCAAUCAGUUGUGGCGUUACGAUGUCGAAAAGCAAUGGCUGCAGCAUGGUUAUUCGUCCAGGUGUCUGGACACUGAUCCAGGCAGUAAGAGGGUGUUUGUGACUGCAUGCGAUAAAUCGUCACUCACUCAGAAAUGGCGGAUAGAGCAAGUUAACAUGAAGGCGAUUAAUAAUUGGGAGAACAUAGGACCCAAACUGAAGUGAACUCUCUUCCUUCAUACUGCCAUAAGCUCUUGAACAGUAGGCUCGCGCCGAAUUCCUAUUCGUUAUAGAAAUCUAGGGAGAAUUCCUUUAUUCCUGGUUACUAGUCAUCGCAAAUUCCAAUCUGAGUAACAUACUGCAUAUUGUGUUAAUAAUUAACGAAGAAUAAGACUCGAUGAACGCGCGACCCGAAUAAUUUUGCACGUAACGUAAGGCGAAAUUUUCAUUCCUUGGAUAUGCAAACUGGAUAGCAAGCCAGAAUGUUUACUAUUGAGAAAAAUUGAGAAUACCUGGAAUUUUCAGGAAAUUAAUUUUUUGCUUUUGAAAAUCACAUGGAUUUUUAUAAGAUUUUAUUAAUACUCAUGAAAAUUUUUGAAAUUUUACUUUUACAUUAUAAUUCUGUCUUUUUUUCACAAAAUUAUUUCUGUGAUUAUUUAAUCCUGAUAAUUCAAAAAUUAAUUAGCAAUAAAUAUGGCACAAAAAUUAGUGAUAAUAGAAAAUAAUAUAUUGUUCUAAAUGGUAUUACGCGUUUAAUUACCUUUUGAAUUAUGUACUUUUGAUAGGCUAGAUCCAUGUUUUAUAGCUAGAUUAUUAUACGCCAUAUUUAGUUCAUUAUUAUAUGGCAUAUUUAGUUCAUUAUUAUUAUUUUUUUUUAGUAUUUCUUUCAAAUUUAAUAUUUAAAACUCAAGUAGCUUUUCUUUGUGUUUGUAUGAUUAAGGAACAUUAAAAGAUGCAAUAAAAUAAAUUUAUUUCAAAUCUGUAAUAUUCUCUAAUCUCAUUUAGAAUUGUGAAUAAAAUUCCUGAAAAAUCUGGAAUUCUUCUUUUACAAAAUAUGAGUAAACAUUUUGUAAGCAGUCAUUAUAUCAGCGGAUGUAUUUAUACAUAUCGUAUAAGCCGAAGCGCUCUAUCGUGCCUUACAUCACAUAGCCAUACGUAGGAGUACGGUACGAUAAUGAUCUUAGCAUUUAAGUUUCAUCUUUCGCUCAAAUUAAUAUUACGAUAAAUAUAACUUUUUAAAAUACUGCUUAUACGGAGCAGGACUGAUAUAUUUUAUUUGUAUUAUUAUAAUAUCAAUUUAUUUCUUAUUAAAGCGGAACUGUUUUUUAAUAGAAGAUAUUCUACCGAGAAUACGAUUUACACAGUGUACCUAAAGUAUUACAGAUUAUUAUUUUUUAACUAUUAGAAAUUAUAAAAAUUUUUUUUCUUAUCUUUUUAUAUGUCGCAUAAAAGUUUCUUUUAUAAAUAUUAAAAAGAUUUUCUUUACAUUCUUUAAUAUCUAAAAAAAUAGUUUAUAAUAAUUUAUGUGACAUAUAAUAGUUUUAAUUAUUCAUUCCAUUAUCACUAAUCUAUAUAUGUAUAAAUAAGUAUUAUAAAUUACUCUUUCCCUCUUUAUGAAAUUAAAUUAUUAGAAAGAAAACCAGUGACGAAAAAAAGAUGUAUGAAAUCACUUUCCAUUUUCAAUUCAUUAUGAGUAAAUUAUAAAAUAACUUUAAAUAUACAAUAUAUAUUUUUUUCUUAUAAUACGCAGAUAUUAUAUAAUAUACCAAACUAUAAAAUGAAUCAUGCAUUUUUUAAAUAUAUAGUAGUUCUUUCAACAUAAUAUACAGUAGUAUCUUUCAACAUAAUAUAACUUUUGUUUUUGAAAUAUAUUUUUAAUUAUAAGUAAAGAAAAACUAAAGAUAUAGUUAUUGUGAUUUCUUUUAAAAAAAUCUGUUAUACCCCACAAUUAGAUAUGUAUAAAUUGCUUCUUAUUGAAAGUUAUUCUGCGAUAUACUUGAAAGAUCAAAAUUUAUAGUAGAGCAAUCGUUAGUAGUUAUUGCAACAACAAAUGAAUACAUUUGAAGUUGACGUUUAUUUUUUACGUUUGUUAGUAUAUUCGUUUGUGUUUGAAUGCAGAUCUUUGAUAAUUAUGGAAUGGUAAAUGAAUGUUAGAAAAAGUAUUAUUAACUGUCUGUGAUCGUUGGUGUGUCUGGGCUAAUCUUUGAUUAUUACUAUUUUUAUAGCAUAUUUAUAUGAUUUAAUACAUGUUUGUAUUAAAAAAAUCCUUAUAUAUAUAUUUUACAAUAAACGUAAGUAUCAGUCUAAUAAUAAAAGUACAGUAUGCAAUAGAGUUGUAGUUCUGAUCGAUCAACAAUCCCAGACGUCAAUCUUUCACUAUGGUAUCUCAGAAAUAUUUUGCGAAGCGUAUACUCACCUUUUGCACUGGCGCACUCGCCAUCGGGAUGUGCCAUACGUUGCAUUGCUGUAGGCGCGACUCCUAAGGGCAUUGAAAUUUUAUGACCCAACACUGGCGUGCUUAAAUCUCUUUUAGACACGUUUCGCAAGAAUCUAGGGCGUAUUCUGUAACUACAAAAAUAUUAAAAAUAAUUAAGAACUGAA
This is a messenger RNA of Solenopsis invicta (red fire ant), 5172 nucleotides long. Its product is annotated as N-acetylgalactosaminyltransferase 6. The record is from RefSeq and is a predicted model, not a curated record. Gene Ontology annotation, cellular component: Golgi apparatus. Lineage: Eukaryota; Metazoa; Arthropoda; Insecta; Hymenoptera; Formicidae. Bases 976 to 2796 code for a protein of 606 amino acids. The transcript is spliced from 2 exons.